This is a messenger RNA of Ambispora leptoticha, 546 nucleotides long. NCBI's taxonomy places the organism in Eukaryota, Fungi, Glomeromycota, Glomeromycetes, Archaeosporales, Ambisporaceae. The record is from the annotation of a GenBank genome assembly.
AUGGGUGCUUUAAUCUCGUUGUUAAUGUCAAGAUUUGGACUUUUGCAUAAAGAUUUAAGGGUUAUAUUGAUUGGUCUUGAUGCAGCAGGGAAAACUACUAUCCUAUAUAAAUUAAAACUAGGAGAAACGGUUAUCACCAUUCCGACUAUCGGUUUUAAUGUCGAAACAGUCACAAUCAAUAAAUUGAACCUGACAAUUUGGGAUAUAGGAGGUCAAGACGUGAUUCGACCACUCUGGCGACAUUAUUUCAAUUCUGUAGGUGCCGUAAUAUUCGUAGUCGACUCUUCGGAUCGGUCUCCAGAACGAAUUGAGAAAGCUCGAACGGAAUUAAGUUGGUUAUUUGCGGAGGAGGAAUUGCGCGAUUCUGUAUUUCUAGUGCUUGCUAACAAACAAGAUUUACCGAAUGCGAUGAGUGUUCAGGAAGUAACACAUGUUUUGAAGUUGGAAAAUUUGAAAGGAAGGAAAUGGUUUGUUCAGGGAACUUGUGCGACUAGCGGGGAUGGAUUAUUGGACGGAUUUCAGUGGCUAUCAAAGACCCUAAAUUAG